Messenger RNA from Anopheles aquasalis, 1239 nucleotides. RefSeq names its product vesicle trafficking 1 (gene Vta1). Gene Ontology annotation, biological process: late endosome to vacuole transport via multivesicular body sorting pathway. The record is from RefSeq and is a predicted model, not a curated record. NCBI's taxonomy places the organism in Eukaryota, Metazoa, Arthropoda, Insecta, Diptera, Culicidae. Gene Ontology annotation, cellular component: multivesicular body.
GUCAAAGUCCAGUUUUCACUGCGCCCAGCGAUUACUCAUCAUUGUUUUUGCGUUGAAAGGACCGCAGUAAUUCGUUGAUUAGUUUCUCCCGUUUCCCCACCCUUGUUCGAGGCGCACGAUGGCGACCAACUUUCCGGCCGUUUCGCCGGUGAUGAAACCGAUCCAGCACUACCUCAAGACGGCCCAGGAGCACGAUGGGCGCGAUCCGAUCGUCGCCUACUGGUGUCGCCUGUAUGCGCUCCAGACGGGGCUGAAGAUCCCGCAGCAGAGUCCCGACGAUCGCAAGCUGCUGCUCGCCAUCAUGGACUGGCUGGAAAAAACCAAAACCCAGAUGGCGGAUAACGAGUCGAUCACGCAUGAGGUGGCCGCCCAGGCCUAUCUGGAGAACUACGCCCUCAAGCUGUUCCUGUACGCGGACAAGCAGGAUCGGGCUGCGAAUUUUGGCAAAAACGUCGUGAAAGCUUUCUACACGGCCGGUAUGAUCUACGAUGUGUGCCUGAUCUUUGGCGAGCUGACGGAAGAGGUCACACAGAACCGCAAGUACGCCAAGUGGAAGGCCUCCUACAUUCACAACUGCCUGAAGAACGGUGAAACGCCCGUCGCUGGACCGUUACCGAUGGAAGACGACACGGAUGAGCUAGCGAACGAGCUGACAAAGCUGGGACCAGCAACAGGGCCAGCACCGGGACCAUCGCCUGGCCCAGCGGCACCACAGCCAGGACCGAGUCAUGUCGGAUUUCAACCAACACCACCACCGGCCGUUCCGUCGGGAUCCAACAAUUCGAUUGAAAUCGAUCAUUCGGAUCCGUUCAGCAAGCUGAAAGCCCCCACACCGCCGAGUGAACCGGAGAAAUCUCCCGGUGGCUUCGUACCGUACACCGGUGGCUCCUCCUUGGACACCCUGAAGGUCGUCAAUCCGUCCGGCAUGCAGCUGCUGCCGGAGCAGGUCGUGAAGGCGCAAAAGUAUUGCCGCUGGGCCGAAAGUGCCUUAAACUAUGACGACGUCGGUACGUCGAUCACAAAUCUUCAAAAAGCGCUCCGUUUACUGCAGACAGGCAAGGACGAAUAGCUUCACCACUCAGGCACCACUAUUCUGGCGGGCCCGUCCCAUCAAUCCCAUCAUUUUGUUGUGCUGCUCCACUCAGUUACUAAACGUAAUCCGCUUCUAUAUGUUACUGUAAUGAUAUAAAACUAUAUAACGAUAAUAAACACGUACCAUUGACGAGGUACUGGAACGUA